Molecule: messenger RNA, 1161 nt
Organism: Phaethon lepturus (White-tailed tropicbird)
Lineage: Eukaryota; Metazoa; Chordata; Aves; Phaethontiformes; Phaethontidae
Product: heat shock factor protein 4-like
Exons: 10
Coding region: 27-983 (318 amino acids)
Biological process (GO): regulation of DNA-templated transcription
Molecular function (GO): DNA-binding transcription factor activity; DNA binding
Source: RefSeq, a predicted model, not a curated record
CCGUAGUGAAAAGUGAGGAGACCAAGAUGCGCCAGGAGGACCUCAGCAGAUUGCUAUAUGAGGUACAGAUACUGAGAAGUCAGCAGGAGAACAUGGAGUGUCAAGUGCAGGACAUGAAGCAGCAAAAUGAAGUUCUUUGGCGGGAAGUUGUUUCUCUCCGACAGAACCACUCGCAGCAACAGAAAGUGAUCAACAAGCUGAUUCAGUUUCUGUUUGGCCAGCUCCAAUCAAGCCCUAGCAGCGCUGGGAUAAAGAGGAAGCUACCUCUGAUGCUUGACAACGGAAUUUCAGCUCCGCAAGUGCCCAAGUUCAGCCGACAUUUGUCUACGGACCCCCUCCAUGACCCCUAUUUCAUACAGUCGCCAUCGACAGAACCUGCCUCUUGCUUAAACAGCCCUGCAAUUGCUGGAGGACCCAUCAUAUCUGAUGUUACUGAAGCAUCACCAUCCAACAUAAUAAAUAUUCAGUCCCCUCCUGAAAAUGACAGAGAGAAGUGCCUCAUGCUGAUCAAGGAAGAGCCAGUCAGCCCUGGAGUGAAAGCCACCACUGAGCCUGAUGUCCCCCUGCCAGGCUGCCGGGCUUGCUCCGAGCCGCCGGUGCUCCCGGUCGCCAUGGUUCAGUCCGUUUUGGAAGGCAAAGGGAGCUGUGGUGCAGCCCCACCAGGGACCUCACAACCCUCCGAGAGAAGAGGCAGAAGGGCAUUGCUGGACAGAACAGAUAUUUCGGACCCGUUGGAGGGCACCGACUGGAGCCUGGAAGGGCUGCAGCUGCUGCUGAGGAGCCAGCAGUACGGCCUGGAGCCCGCCAGCCUCUUGGAUGUCUUUAAUCCCAAUUUAUCUUUGAGUGAGUGGAAUUUGACUGAAAUGGAAGCCAGUCUGUCCCCGAUGCAGCGACUCACAGCGGAUCUGGAGAAGAAUGCAACUGAGCUGCCCUCAAAAGUGUUCAACCCACCGUUUAACAACGCCUGCCCAGGGAAAUCUUGAAAGUGCCCAGCAGUUCCUUAUUGAUCGUCAGUCAAUCUUUGGAAAUGACCUCAUCAGCUUGCCUGAAAGUUCAUCGCUUUAUGUUCCAUCUGAAAAUAUGGCUUCCUACCUGUCCUCUGUGGGCGUCCAAGGAGAUACCCCGUUAAACCUGAGCUCUUCAACUGACAACAACCAGUGA